UGACGUUAACUGGACAUGACAUACAGAUAAGUGAACCACAAGAAGGGCGCCCAUCUCAAGUCUGCUUCACCGUUUUUACUCCAGCCGCGGUCGCCUCCUCUCAAGACUUGAACUCACCACCACAAGCCCAAGAAAUCACAUCGAGAUACCAGCUCAACCCACACAUUACUAUCCUCCACGAUGACUCGCAACAUCUGCAUCACCGCCAGCGAAGGCCAGACCGGCUUUCUCAUUGCCGAGCUACUCCUCAAGGAGAGCAAGUUCGCCAAGCGAAUUGACAGCAUCACCAGCCUGGUUCUCGACCCUACCAACCCAAAGUGCACGGAGCUCGAGUCCCUCGGAGCCAAGAUCGUCCCGCACCACCCUGGCCGCGAGCGCCAGAUGGUUAAGACUCUUAAGGAGGUUGGCUGCGACACCAUCUGCGUGAUCCCUCCCGCCCACAAGGACAAGGUCGACAUCACCAUCGAGCUGUGCGAGGCUGCCAAGAAGGCCAAAGUCCAGAACGUGCUGCUCAUCUCUGCUGCCGGCUGCGACUAUGCCGAGAGAAAAAAGCAGCCCCGUUUGCGCGAGUUCAUCGACAUUGAGAACAUUGUCUUGAGCUCCAAGGGCGACCCGAGCGUCGAGCUGGGCCACUCGCCCUGUGUCAUCCGCGCUGGUUUCUACGCCGAGAACUUGCUGUUGUACUCUCAGCAAGCACAGUUGAACGGUAUCCUCCCUCUGCCCAUUGGCGAGAACCACAAGUUUGCUCCCGUUGCUCUGGGUGAUAUUGCGUACGUCGCUGCUUGUGUCCUCGCUGGUAAGGGCAAGCAUGGCUUCGAUGAUCGCCACCGCGGCCAGAUGAUGAUUGUCACUGGUCCCAUGCUUUGCGCUGGAAAGGAGCUGGCUGAGGCUGCCAGCCAGGCUGUCGGUCAGAAGAUGGAGUUUGAGAACAUUUCCGAACGCGAGGCCAAGAGAAUCCUCAAGGCCCAAGCCGACAUCGACGACUCCGAGAAGGAGUAUCUCCUCGAGUACUACAGCUUGGUCCGCGAGGGCAAGACCAACUACGUCGUCACCACGGCCUUCCACGACGUUACUGGCGAGCAGCCUACCCAGCCCUCCGAAUUCUUCCGCAUGUAUAGCCAUGAGCUGCGUCCCAAGAAGAAGGCCAAGACUGAUAACUCCACUUAAACCGGUUUUCUUUCUCAUUGUCUUUGGCACCCAUUUGAAUUUCGGUUGUGUAAUCGCUGGAGCAUGGAGUUUUGGGCGUCAGGCUUGAAGGGACACAAAGAAGUUCUGAGUCGGGAGAUAGGUAGGAACAAUCAAUUAGAAGACGUACUUCUUCCAUUCAUAGGCCACCAAAAAGAGACACAAGACUCUCAGAUUCC
This is a messenger RNA of Neurospora crassa OR74A, 1364 nucleotides long. RefSeq lists its product as hypothetical. Lineage: Eukaryota; Fungi; Ascomycota; Sordariomycetes; Sordariales; Sordariaceae. The record is from RefSeq and is a predicted model, not a curated record. The transcript has 2 exons. Bases 181 to 1167 code for a protein of 328 amino acids.